Drosophila eugracilis is the source of this 5445-nucleotide messenger RNA. RefSeq names its product venom metalloproteinase 3. The transcript has 15 exons. Gene Ontology annotation, molecular function: metalloendopeptidase activity. Bases 1114 to 4374 code for a protein of 1086 amino acids. NCBI's taxonomy places the organism in Eukaryota, Metazoa, Arthropoda, Insecta, Diptera, Drosophilidae. Gene Ontology annotation, biological process: proteolysis. The record is from RefSeq and is a predicted model, not a curated record.
CGCCGACCUGUUUCCGUAGACGGCCACAAAAAACCGUCAAAGACAUAGCCACCAACCUUUUUGGACUCUGAUUUCGAUUUCGAGAAACGGUUAUGCCAAAGUAGAUUUUCGAAAAAUCCCCAAAAGUGACUGUUGUUGGCUGCCACAAAGGGAUUCUAAAGUCUCAGUGCAGCGGCAAGAUCGUGACGUCAGCUCAGCUCAGCUCAAAAGUGCAAUUCCCCAGCAAAACAAAGCUCAAUUGCAAUCUCCCGCCCCGUUUUACCCCGUUUUCGUAAUCGCAUCGUGCAAAAAGCUAAACACCAACAAAAAAUAAGAGUUAAUUACUUAAAAAAAAAGUGAAUUUGCUGUCAGGCAUCCCGCUCGCACCCCCAGCAUUUCGUACCGUUGCAGUCGACGCCGCAGUUGCCGUCGCCGUUGUCGUCGCCGCGCUCUUCAUUGUUUAUGUUUUUUUGUGUUCUUCCCCACCCCGCAGAAGGCGGGGAAGUAAGUAAUAAUAAAAGCAAUGAAACGAAAUUGAGUGAAAAAUAAAUUUCGUUUACAAAAAAUAAAGCGAAAAUAAAGAAAAAAGCAAAAAUUAUAAGCGAAUGAGGAGAAAAAAUUCACUGCCAAGCAAAUUUCACGCCGUAUUUAAUCUUUGCUCACUGACCGCCUCCAGCUUAAUCGCUGCUCGUCUUUCUUUCCGUUCCGUUCGCGAUCGCGAGUGUUCUGUGCCCCGAUUCUGGAUAUAUAGCUCCGGCUUUAGCCCCAGUAACGGCCACCGAUCUAAUCCGAUCCCAAGUCCCCAUCUAGAAUCUCGAAUCUCUUAGUCCCGGGCUGUGUGUUCUGGAGAUCGCCGCGUUUCGUUUUUCGUAUCUCGAUUAUCGAUUCAGAACAGCACUCGGAACAGAUAUCGCUGAAGUUUCGCAUCCUUAAACUUGAUCAAUCCUAAAUCACUGCCCAUCGAUGAUGAUUGUGAUCUGUGCCCGCAUUUGACAGUGCUGUAGAAAACUUGGAAAUCCCGCAAAAAUCCGUUUGGUUCGCAACGUUUGUUUGCCCAGUGAAGCAAACAGGAACAAACUUAGUUUAAGCAUUUUUAAGGAUUAUAUUAGCACCCUAGGCGACCGGCUCAGUAAGAUGUCCUCAACAUUGGUCAUUCUCACAGCGCUCCUCUUGGCCAGAACACUAUGCCAGGCCCUGCCAGAUUUGCACAAACGUAUGUCGCCGGAGCAGCUGCAGUCAGUCUUCCACGUGGACACCCACGAUGCAGUGCCCCACUACGAGCUCGUCCAGCUAUUGCACCAUGAAAACCACAACUACAACCACCAGCGGCGGCGGCGCAGCAUUGGCGAGAGGCCAAAGGUCAACCCCACCGUUCCGCCACACCACGUGAAAAAGGAUCUCAGCAAGAAUGCCUACUACAGCGAGCUGAAGCACGAGGCCAUGUCCUCGGGCGGCAACCACCUGUUCGGGCCGGAAGUGAGUGCCAUCAAGUCGCACAACGUGUCCUUCAGCGCCUUUGGCCAGCACAUGAACCUCAGCCUGCGCGCCACCCAAGGACUCUUCAAGGGUGCGCCCCACCAGCUGCGCAUGUGGACGGUGGGCAGUGAACCCAGCGCCACCCAUGGCCUUGACCUCCAGGAGAUUGCCCACGAAGAGCACCACAGGAAUGAAGUGGGAGAAGUCUUUCAGGAUGAGAAGAACAUGGCUGCGAUCUUGAUGCGGCGCCACAUGCAAACAGGCGACCUGAUAAUGGAGGGCAGCAUCGGUCACGAUCUGGUGAUCAAGCCCUUGCCGCACGAACUGAGUCCCAAUCCCGAGGAGUCCCACCACAUCAUCUACAAACGAGAGGCGUCCGCAGCAGAAGACCAACUGAGUGACUUUGCCUUCAUGGAACCUGAUGAUCUGGCGGCCAGCGAAAAGCUCGAGAGGUUGCAGCGCCGCCAGAGCCGCAGUCGCCGCAGUGCGCCCAGCAGUCCGGACUUCGAAGACCUAAACGACGAGGACGAAGGAGCCCUGGACACGGAGCCCCAAGUGGCCGAAUCCCGGACUCGAUCCCGCCGGCAGGCCCCGUACAUCAUCUAUCCCGAAGUCUUGGUGAUCGUCGACUACGACGGCUAUAGGCUGCAUGGCGGCGAUAAUUUGCAGGUCAAGCGCUACUUCAUCUCAUUCUGGAACGGAGUCGAUCUGCGUUACCGCCUGCUGAAGGGUCCAAGAAUACGUAUCAGCAUUGCAGGCAUCAUCAUUUCAAGGGGUCGGGAUGCCACUCCCUAUCUGGAACGUAACCGAGUGGGUCGGGAUGCCAUCGAUUCGGCUGCUGCUCUUACGGACAUGGGAAAAUAUCUGUUCCGGGAACGUCGACUACCGGUCUACGACAUUGCCGUGGCCAUAACCAAACUCGAUAUGUGCCGUCGCACCUCCGCUUAUGGCGAAUGUAAUCGCGGUACCGCAGGCUUCGCUUACGUCGGUGGCGCAUGCGUGGUGAACAAGCGACUGGAGAAGGUGAACAGCGUGGCCAUCAUCGAAGACACCGGCGGUUUCAGCGGCAUUAUCGUGGCUGCCCAUGAAGUCGGACACCUGUUGGGAGCCGUUCAUGACGGUUCGCCACCGCCCAGUUACUUGGGUGGACCAGGGGCCCAGCGGUGCCGCUGGGAGGAUGGCUACAUCAUGUCCGAUCUGCGUCACACGGAGAGGGGCUUCAGAUGGUCCGCGUGCACGGUGCAGAGCUUCCAUCACUUCCUCAAUGGAGAUACGGCCACCUGCCUGCACAAUGCCCCGCAUGAGGACAGCGCCCUGGGUAGAUCCCUGCCAGGAACCCUGCUCUCGCUGGAUGCCCAGUGCCGCAGGGAUCGGGGAACGUAUGCCUGCUUCAAGGACGAACGAGUGUGUGCCCAGCUCUUCUGCUUCGACGCCCAGACGGGAUACUGUGUGGCCUACAGACCAGCGGCCGAGGGUUCGGCCUGCGGUAAUGGUUAUCACUGUCUGGAUGGUCGCUGCACACCACUGCCCUCGAACAUCAUUCCCGAUUACGGAAACAACUAUCGUUUAGUCUACAAUAAAAACAACAACAAGAAAGAUGCAGCUGAGGAUAUUGAGAAUAGUAGUGAGGAGACCGAGUCCCAGGAGGACGAAACUGAGAGUAAUGAGGAUCAGGAUGAGGGCAACACUAGUAGCGAGGAGCAAGAAGCCAAUCAGCAGGACAACAAGAUCGAGCAGAGCUCUGCGGCUGGCGCCGCUGCUGUGACGUCGACAACAACCGCCAAAUCCACGACAUCAACCACUGCGAGGACAACAACUACAGUGAAGCCCAAGUCGAAAGCCUUUGGCUACCUGCAUCGUAGCCUUCCCGAACGUCAGUGGAUGCAGGAUAAUGGUGUGCUGGUCACGACUCGCAUCAGCAGCAGCGUCAGUAGCAGCAGCAGCAGCAGCAGCAAUAGCAACGGUGACCCCGUGGCAACAUCAACUCCCAAGCCUAGAACAACCACUCCAGCAACCACAAUAACACCGAAUCUAUUCAAAUUCUAUACACACGAAUUACGCAAACAAAUCGAAUACUAUUUACACAUGCUACAAACACAACAACAUGCUACCAAAUUGCAACCAGAACAACAGCAACAGCAGUCACAACAACAACAGUCGAUAGUUGAAAUCCCUUUGGUUCAAAAACGCCUUACAAAUUAUAGUGUAACCAGCAGCAGCAGCAGCAGCAGCAGCAGCAACGGGGCAAAACAACAGCCACCGAACGCCAAGGACGAGAAUCAGAGACAACAGCAUCAGCCACAUAACCAGGAGCAGCAGCACCAACUACAGGAUGGGCUGCCCGAUGAGGAGAACGAGGCGACUGCCGGCAUUCAGAGCAAUGAAGCGAUUGAGCGGCAAAAACGUAAGUUCCCCACACCACCCACAGCAGCAACAAGUGCUGCCAAGACAUCGGCUACAUCAGCAACACCAGCAACACCCACAUCAGCAACAACGGUCGCGGCCAAACCGAUAACCACUUCAUCAUUUCUCGAUGCGUACUUUAAAAAACUGCAAGCCUUGCAUGAUGGUGGAUCGGCCACCAGUACAACCACUUCUGUAUCGUCAUCAGUGAGCUCGGCAACAUCCAGCAAGCAGCAGCAGCAGCAGCAGCAACAACAGCAACCAGAUGGCAGCGCCUUUUUGAAACGUACGCCAAUUCGGAGUAGUAUUAAGGCAUUCAAAACUAGUAGUAGCAGUAGUAGUAACAGCAGUAGUCAGCCACAACAGCAACAGUAUGCGACAAACUAUAUUGGCGACACCACAAACAAUCUGUCAGCGGUGUUGGACAACAGUAACAGUGCGUCGAGCACCACGGAAACCGUGAAGAAACCCAAAAUCAAAACACAAAAACUAAUACGUCGAACACGAGUCAUGUAAACGAUCUGGAGAUGCGGCAGAAAACCCUGAUACCAACUAUCAUAAGCUACUACUUACUGCUAGCCAGAGAGAAACACACAGAUCACAGAUCCAGAAAGCUGCUUGAGAAAACGAACCUCCAACCUACGAAGGCUCCCCAACAACAUCAAAUACAAAACCACAUACACUAAACAAAGCAACACGCAUCACACACAAGUAAAUGCCACAAGUAAACCAAUUGAUACCGAUACCGAAACCGAUAUGAUACGAAACCCGAAACCGUUAACGAUUCGUUAUCCUUGCGUGCGUGGUUAACUGGAAGCUGUUUCCGUUCUAGUGAAAGUGCAAGGCAGCAACAUUGGGGAAUGUUUGGAACUGGCACGCAGACGUCACUGCCAUCGAAAUUGGAACAAAUGUUUGCAGUUAAAAAGUGUUUUUAGCUAGAAUUUAUUACUAUUAUAAUCUGUAUGAAAACCUAUUGAUUUGUUGUUAGUUCUAGCCGCAACUAAUUUAAAAUAUUGUCUGUUAAAUGCAACUCUAGCUACAGAGCAAGGUUGUUAUGUUCAGUACAUGCAUAUAUUAUGUAAUUUAAUUUAAUGCAAAUUCUUGUAAAAUAGUACAUAUUAUUCUGUAAAAAGUUCAUUGACACACGCACUUUUGGCAGACAACCUAAAUUAUUCUCUGAGCCACAAAUCAAUCGAAAGGAAAAUUAAUAAUAAUCCCAAUUUCCAAUGUGAUAAACAUAUAUAAUUUGUACUCUCUACUAAACAAAAUAUUUAUCAUUUUCUGUUAGAAAAAUGCUAGAAAGGUUGAGAAGCGUUUAUUUACUUACCUUGCCGCACUUUGCCUACAAGAAAACUUAAAUUGUUCAUUUCAUUAUUAUUAUUGUAUUAAAUUUGUUAGAAGUCCAAAUUCUAAAGAUUUCAUCACUCUACGUUUACCUAGCCUAAUGCUCUUUUUAUACAGCAAAAAAAUUGUAAUAGCUAAGUUUUAGUUGUAGUUAACUGAACAUCGUAUAAUAAUUGAAACUGUAAAUUUAUCACACACACAAAUGAAACAAAAAUUAGCUUAAGAAUAAAUAUAUACAAUGAA